This is a messenger RNA of Didymosphaeria variabile, 1119 nucleotides long. It is a transcript of the gene GAL10, whose product is annotated as UDP-glucose-4-epimerase. Gene Ontology annotation, cellular component: cytosol. The coding region runs from base 1 to 1119 and encodes 372 amino acids. The transcript has 4 exons. The record is from RefSeq and is a predicted model, not a curated record. Gene Ontology annotation, molecular function: UDP-glucose 4-epimerase activity. Gene Ontology annotation, biological process: beta-D-galactose catabolic process via UDP-galactose, Leloir pathway. NCBI's taxonomy places the organism in Eukaryota, Fungi, Ascomycota, Dothideomycetes, Pleosporales, Didymosphaeriaceae.
AUGGUUGUAGGCUCCGUCCUCGUCACUGGUGGCACAGGCUACAUUGGCUCAUUCACGGCUCUGGCGCUUCUGGAGGCUGAUUAUAAGGUUGUCAUUGUCGACAACCUGUACAAUUCCUCAAAGGAAGUCGUGAACCGCAUUGAGCUCAUCAGCGGCAAGAGACCCGAGUUCUACGAGGUUGAUAUCAACGAUGAGGCUGCUCUAGACAAGGUGUUCAGCGAGCACCCCGACAUCGACAACGUAAUCCACUUUGCUGCCCUGAAGGCAGUAGGCGAGUCAGGAGAAAUCCCCCUGGAAUACUACCGCGUCAACGUAGGAGGCAGCAUCUCCCUUCUGCGCUCCAUGACCAAGCACAACGUCACGAACAUCGUCUUCUCCUCUUCAGCGACCGUCUAUGGCGAUGCCACUCGCUUCCCUAACAUGAUUCCCAUCCCUGAGCACUGCCCCAUUGGCCCCACUAACACCUACGGCCGUACCAAGUCCACGGUCGAGGGCAUGAUCACCGACCACAUUGAGGCCCAGCGCAACAAUGCGAAGAAGGCCGGUAAGACUGACGGCGGCAAGUGGAACGCCGCGUUGCUGCGUUACUUCAACCCUUCAGGUUCUCACCCGAGCGGUAUCAUGGGUGAGAACCCCAAGGGCGUCCCGUACAACCUGCUUCCUUUGCUUGCGCAGGUAGCUAUCGGCAAGCGGGAAAAGCUUCUCGUUUUCGGCGACGACUACAAAUCCAAAGACGGCACCGCCAUCCGUGACUAUAUCCACGUUCUGGACCUCGCCAAGGGCCACGAAACCGCCCUCAGGUACCUGCGCGAGAACCAGCCGGGCGUCAAAGCCUGGAACCUCGGGUCCGGUCGUGGCUCCACUGUCUUUGAGAUGAUCAAGGCCUUCAGCCACGUCGUGGGCCGCGACCUCCCCUAUGAGGUUGCCCCGCGCCGCCACGGCGAUGUCUUGGAUCUGACAGCCAAUCCAGAGCUGGCCAACAAGGAGUUGAAGUGGAAGACGCAGUUGACGCUCGAGGAUGCGUGCGCAGAUCUGUGGAAGUGGACGGAGAAUAACCCCGAAGGGUACGAUCAGCAGCCACCGAAAGAGUUUGUGGAGGCUUUGAAGAAGAAGGCGUAG